AUGGCCGGCCCACCUUUCACUCUGCCCAGCAAGUAUGAGGAGGUUCAUAAGACUGAAAACCUAGCCGGCGAAGGGGAUGCCCGGCCAACCGCUAAACAGAUCCUCAAAGACGAGAACCGCUUCGACGGGUCCCUCAACAACAAAGUGGCUAUCGUCACCGGCUGCUCCUCGGGCAUCGGCGUUCCCACGGUUGAAGCCCUGGCAGCGGCAGGAUGCAUCGUUUAUGGUGGUGUACGAGGACCGAGUAUGGGACGCGCACAGGAGGCCCUGUCGUCGGUCCUCAAUGACCCCAAGACUAAGCACAAGGUCCACCUGUUGGACCUGGAUCUGACCAGCCUCGCGAGUAUCAAGGCCUUCGCCGACGAGAUCAAGAAGAGGGAGCCGAGACUCAAUCUUCUCAUCAACAAUGCCGGAGUAAUGGCCGUUCCCACACGCGAGCUCACCAAGGACGGAUUUGAGCUGCAAUUCGGAACCAACCAUCUGUCCCACUUCUAUCUGUUCCAGAAUCUCAAAGACCUCUUAAUUGCGGGGUCCAAGGCAUCUCCAGAUUUUGCAUCUCGCGUGGUCAAUGUCAGCAGCUCUUCCCACCGCUUUAAUUCUGUUGUUUUCGACGACAUCAACCUCGCCAAGCCUGGGAACUAUGAGCCGUCUAAAAGCUACGGAAAUUCCAAGACUGCUAACAUCUGGAUGGCCAACCACAUUGAGCGUCUUUAUUCUUCACAGGGCAUUCAUGCGUAUUCGCUCAUGCCAGGCGGUAUUGCGACACCCCUGCAGAAGCACGUAAAGGCAAUGAUGGAGGCGAUCAAGGGGGUCAAGAGGAUCGAGAACUACAUGAAGAACACGGAACAAGGAUGCGCGACGACGAUCUGGGCGGCUACAGCUCACGAUCUCGAGGGCAGAGGCGGAGUUUACUGUGAGGACUGCUGUGUCACUGGCAAAGUCGAGUACAAGGAUGACGGUUUCGAUCAUGUGGCUACUGGGUACGCCGAGUGGGCGUAUGACCCCGAAGGCGAGGAGAAGUUGUGGAGGGUGAGCAAUGAACUGGUUGGACUAGAUGCAAAUGCAUAA
Molecule: messenger RNA, 1068 nt
Organism: Diaporthe amygdali
Lineage: Eukaryota; Fungi; Ascomycota; Sordariomycetes; Diaporthales; Diaporthaceae
Product: short-chain dehydrogenase
Exons: 1
Coding region: 1-1068 (355 amino acids)
Source: RefSeq, a predicted model, not a curated record